Messenger RNA from Protopolystoma xenopodis, 540 nucleotides. NCBI's taxonomy places the organism in Eukaryota, Metazoa, Platyhelminthes, Monogenea, Polystomatidea, Polystomatidae. The record is from the annotation of a GenBank genome assembly.
AUGAGCACAUAUUAUACUUUUUCUGAUGUGGUCAUAGAUCCAGUGUAUCCCAGCCUUGAAGAGUAUAAAAAAGACUAUGACUAUGACCUUCUGGGGAAUCGGCUGAAGACUAUUGAUAGAUAUUUACUUGACCCAACUGCGACAAUUCGGGAGGUGGAGGAGAAACAUUUUUUCUCAAUUCUACUCUACCUUAUCAUACUUACGGGUGUCGGUUUUGCCUUUACUCCCGUAAUUAGGAUGAUUAAGCAUAUUUUUGGCUCACUGAAGGUCUUGUUGUCCUGUGCUAUUGGCAUGAAAAAGGCUUGCAGCAGACGUAAUAAGCGACUUGCUGACGGUCUACCAAACGAUUCUGAUGAGUUCGCAAUGGAAGUGUAUCGGAUAAUAACCAAAUGGAAUAAUAUUGCUGAUUCCCCGAUUCCAAAGGAUAGGAAGACCUUUCAAGCCAUCCGGUUCGUUUUGGAGUCUCUAUGGCCGACUGGGUACGCUUUUGAAGAGCUGUCCAAAUACAUGGGUGAGAUGAGUGAGGAUAGUUCAAUAUGA